AUGCAGGAGGCGGAAGAAGAAAUCGCUGAGGAGAUUGAAAUGCUCCUCGCCAUUUGCCCAGAUGAAGUCCAGCGGCACCCAACAGACCCCACCACACUCAUCGCCUCCCUCCCCUUCCGCUUUAUUCUCCAUAUCACUAUUCCCCCGCGCGGCUAUCCACACUCCUCCCGCCCGCAUCUCUUCACGGCGGAGGGGCCAAACGCCCCGCUGGUGAGUGCCUUCGCCGCCCAACUCACACGAGAGGUGCGGGAGACCAUCCCACUCGGGGCCCCAAUGCUCUUGCAGAUCCUCACAGUGGCCCAGCGCAUUGCUGGGGAGGUGGAGGAAACGCACAACUCCGCCAUGGCGAAUGCCGCAGCCAUGCGAGAGGCGGAGGAGGAACAAUUACUGCAGGAACACGCGGAGCGAGAGGCAACAGCGGUGGAAGUAUGGGCAGGAACGCCCAUCAAUGAUCGCAAAUCAAAGUUUGUGGCGCACAUGGCACGUGUGCGGUGUGAAGAGGAUGUACGUGAUGUCGUCAUGCAUCUUCGUCAACAGAAGAGUAUUGCAGAGGCGGCACAUCCCACCAUUUACGCUUAUCGCUAUAUAGAUAGUGCGGGUGUGGUUCAUCAGGACUGCGAUGAUGAUGGAGAAACAGGAGCGGCGGGAAGAAUACUCUUUCUAUUGGAGCAAAUGAAAGUGAAUGGAUAUGUUAUUGUAGUGACACGUUGGUUUGGUGGAAUUCUACUAGGUCCAGAUCGGUUUAAACAUAUUAUGGAAGUAUCGCGAAAUAUGUUGUUAACGAUACCACAACGAGAAGAAGGAAAAGAAGAAGAAGAAGGGCAGCGGUAA
Messenger RNA from Trypanosoma theileri, 831 nucleotides. RefSeq lists its product as uncharacterized. Gene Ontology annotation, biological process: regulation of translational initiation. Lineage: Eukaryota; Euglenozoa; Kinetoplastea; Trypanosomatida; Trypanosomatidae. Gene Ontology annotation, molecular function: protein binding. The transcript has a single exon. The record is from RefSeq and is a predicted model, not a curated record. Bases 1 to 831 code for a protein of 276 amino acids. Gene Ontology annotation, cellular component: cytoplasm.